Messenger RNA from Symbiodinium necroappetens, 6285 nucleotides. NCBI's taxonomy places the organism in Eukaryota, Dinophyceae, Suessiales, Symbiodiniaceae. The record is from the annotation of a GenBank genome assembly.
AUGCCGAAAGAGAGUGCCGGACAGGACCCGGUGGCAAGCUACGGACUGAUGUCCACUGCCGCCAUGUCCGUAGCCGCGGCAAGUGCUGCAGUCAGCCGGCGUGUGCGACGCACAGCACCACGAAGCAUUCGGCAAGGACGGCCGCGCCAAGUUCUCGUCAGGAGCCAUGAUCAUGAGGAUCUCGAGCAUGGCCAUGACCAUGACCACGAGCAUUCACACAGCGUUGCCUCCGCAAAAUCCCAUGAAAGCGACGAACACGGGCAUAGUCACGGCCACGAGCAUGAACACGGCGUUGCCUCCGCGAACUCCCGUGAAAGCGAUGAACACGGGCAUAGUCACAGCCACAGCCACAGCCACAGUCACAGCCACAGCAGUCACAGUCAUGAGACUGUGGCGGAUCACGAUCAUGAUCACGGGCAUAGUCACGGUGGUUGCUGUGGGCACGGGCACAGCCACGGCGAGGUUCCAGACUGGCUUCCGGGGGCGCCAGCACUUCGGCGCCUCUCAGAUCUGUCCAGAACGAAGACGUCCAUCACCGUCGUGACCGUUGCCUUUGUGAUGUCAGCCCUCUUAGCAUGUGUCAAGACGCCAGGCAUCAUGUCCCGAAGCCUUCGACUGGCAGGCCCAGUGCUGGUCUACAUCGUCUAUGGUAUACCAGCAUUGGCGGGAGCCAUGCAAAACGCAGCUCAGCUCGACAUCCACUUCCUGAUGACCCUGGCUGCAUUUGCGUCAGUAGCCCUUGGCCACGGCAUGGAGGGCGCCCUGCUGCUGCUCCUCUUUGCUCUCUCCGAGGUUCUUGAGGUUCGUGCGGAGCGCAGCUUCCCUCACUUUGCCAUGGACGGCGAAAUGCUUGAUAAUGUUGGUGCAGCAAGCACUUUGAUUGGAGCGAUGGUGUUAUUGAUGUCCCUGACAUACUUGACGAACAAUUCCGACAAGGACAUAAGACGGUACAGUUAUGAAGUCAUCAGUCAGACCAUCGCGAUCUUCUGUGCUGUAAUGAUUUUCCAAUAUGUGAAUGACGUCACCGUCAAGGUUGUGAAUGUCUUCGGCCUUCAACAAUUCCAUCUCGUGGUCCAGAUGUGUCAGAUGCUUGUUUGGUAUGGCGCGUUGGAAUUUCAUUUGUACUACAUGUCCUUUCAGGGCGCCAUCGUCCUGGCGAAGCACAAGCUCAAAGAGGUUCCAGGCAUGCGGCCCUCCUCAGAGAGGGUGUCGGUUUGGACAGCAGUUGCAUCGCUAUUUAGUCCAGAGCAUGUCAUGCUGCAGCAGCUACACCCUCUCGACCACAUUGAGGACUUGCAGUCGCAGAUGACUUGCUGGAAAGUACUUCUGUCUCAUGUGGCCGGCUUUGCCGCCAUCAAUUCGUUUGGAACCCUCCAACAAAUGGACGCGUUUUGCAGCAGCUGGCAGAUGAGUGCCUGGAUAGUUGUGAUUGCGGCCAUCUCGCUUCUCCUGUUGCAGUGGUAUUUCGACGAGCAGAGAAGAAGGGUCGCCGAAAACUGGAAAACCUUCUCAAGCUUGUACGACGACCGCAUGGAAGAUCUUUAUCAUGAGUGCUACAUCAUGUGGCACGAGGAAGCUGAAGAGCCAGAGGACAACGUGCUGGCGUUGACCCUCUCCUUUCUGACCGUCCAGACGGUGCGAUUCUGGAUAUCUGGCUACAUGCCCGACGUUGAAGGGCUUGAUAGCUGGGCGGUGCAAACAACCCGCAGCUUCAGUGACGUCGAGACGCUCUUGAUGGCAGGGGCCGUAUUCUGCGCAGGUACCGUCGCCUUGGACCUCUAUGCAGGCCUGCAUGUUAGCGACGAUGGCGACGGUGAAGAGCCUCGAACGUACCAAGUGGCUUUGGCUUCUUUCAAUCAGGCGUUUGCUUGGUGCAUGUACUUCGGGUGCAAGUGGCUGGUCGCCACGCAGCUGUUCGUCACUGGUCCUGAGGAGAAGAUGAUUCUGCAUCUUAUUCUGGCUGCCUUGGUCACUUUCAUAGCUGUCGUCGCAAUUUGGGUCCUUGACAAACUGGCUGAUCUGGAAGCCACAGGCGAGGAUCUGGAUCAUGCGAUUAUACAGGUCAUUGGUGGCAACUCCAUCCUGGUGGGCUUUGCAUGGGAACAGUGUUUCGAUCGGGCGAUAGAGGUUAUAGCAGCGCAGAGCACUUUCUUCCGAGUGCCACCGCUGGCGAUGAAACUGGCCCUGGCAGCUGCAUGCAUCUGCAUCAUAGUUCCAGCGUGGCGUCGAUGGAUCUUGCCUAUGGUCCUGCGCGAGGGUUGGAAGUUUGGCUUCGUCAUUGAUGGCAGCGAUCCCAAAUGGGGAAAAGUCUUCAAAAGCAAGCGAUGGCGCUGGCUUAUGCAUAGAGCUGGCAUCCAAGUGAUCGGAUUCAAGAGACCUUCCCUGGUGUCGCAGCAGAAAAGGGACAAGAACCAUGGCAUGGCAUUCCAGAAGCGUCGACAGGAAAGAGGAAUGUUCAAGAUUCUGCAGAAGGAGAAGGCCCUCUCCGCCUCAGACGGGUGGCCGGACGACUCCCCUGCUAAGGAAAAUGGAAUGAAGUUCGUGUACGGAGGAGGUAGAGACCUGACGCGGCCUUUGCUUCAAGACUCUGAAGACUCCGACUUCUACAGCCUCGACCGGUCUGUCGAAGUCCUGCACAGGCAAAUCCUACACCUGGCAGAAGUGGAGGCGAGCAACAAGCGCUUGGGGCCUGAGAUGAGGCAGCUGACCGAGAAGAUCUCCGACCUUGCCACUCUUGCUGCAGAGGAAAAACUCUCCUUGAGAGCUCAAGCUUCUCUUGAUGCUCUCGGCAGCUUAUGCCCGGAGACUGUCCGGUGCCUCGAUGCUCACGUGAAGACGCUGGCAGAUGCCGAGCAGGGCCGUGAGGUGCGUGUGUUAGAUUUGCGCGCCGGCGAUCGCAUCUUCGUCAGGGCCGGAGAGGUGCAGCGAGAGGCCGGAGAGUCCACGCUGCAGCGCUGCUUGCGCUCUUUAAAGAUUAGGCUUGGCCAAGCUUACCUCUUCGGCCAAGGCCUCCCGACCGAAGCUCGUGACUCUUGUGGAUGCAGUAGCAGAGCGCUGGUCCUUUGCGGUGGUCGUUUCGACUGCCCUCGUCGCGGCCAGCUGAUUCUUUCGACGCCCUUGGUCUACCUCUCCGGGCUCUCUGUUGCUGCACGCAAUGGGGUGCUGCUGAAAGGAGGACGCACUCUGGACGCGCUGGCAGUGGCAAGUGGAGUGGCUUUUGACAAGACGGGGACGCUGACUACCGGCACGCCAGUUCUGCAGAGUUUGGAGGAAGUCGUGGACAGCGAGUCGGCACAUGACAAGUCCAAGGGCGAGCAUCAAGUGGACGCCCUGCUUUGCGCUGCUUCCCUUGGCCGGCUGUCCGUGCAUCCCGUUUCAAGGGCAGCCGUAGCGGCACUGCCCGAAGACAAGGAUCCCCUCCAGGUCACGGGCUUCCAAAUGGUCGCUGGUGAAGGCGUCACUGGAAAUUUGCUGCCCAAGGAAGACGGUGUCACCUGCAAAGCCGCCAUGGGACGUCCGGCGUUUGUGGCGAACCAGGUGGAAGGAAGCGGGCGAAGCAGCCACGCUUUGGUGCAUGCGCUGCGGUCGCGAGCAGCCAAGGUGGCCAAGACUGGCAGCGUCGUGAUGGCUUUGUCGGUGUGGUCGCCGGAUGAGGAGGCUCGAGCCUGGCUGUUUCACUUCGAGGACAGCGUCAAAGAAGCAGCACCCGCUGUGGUGGCAGAGGUUUCUCGAGGAGGUCCUGUUUACAUGCUCACCGGCGAUCGCCAUGCCAAUGCCAGAAGUGUGGUUGAUGAAGUAGGCGCCGCCAACUUCGAUGCCGUUCACGCGGACUUGAGACCGGAAGACAAGCUCGAAAAGGUGAGAUUGUACGACACCCUACUCCGAGAAACAGCCGGAAAGGGUUCGUGGCAAGCGCGGCUCUUGGGUCUUCUCGGCGUGUCUCUGGGUGGCCUCGUCAUGGUCGGAGAUGGAGUCAACGAUGCUCCUGCUUUGGCGGCCGCGACGGCAGGGAUUUCACUGGAGGCGCAGACGGACGGGGCAUUGCAGAGCAACGCCGUCGAUGGAUCGGACGCUUUGAUACUCAGACGGGCUAGUGACCCUCGUGGAGACAGCGACCUGAAGCGUGUGGCUUGGCUUCUCGCCUUGGCCCAGAAAGCGCGGUAUAUCAUUCUCCAGUCUUGCCGGUGGAUCUAUACUGGGCGCGAGCAGCGUGACACUCUUCACAGGAAUGCCGCUUUGGCUGGGAGUGCUGCUGCACGAGGGGACUACGAUGCUUGUGGUAUCGGAUAUCAGCAGGACAUCAAGAGUCAGGCAGCUGCGCCGCAGUAUGCAAGCAUCUGUGCGUGGCAGGAUCCACGCGUGGCUCCACUGGUACCGCCUGCAAACGGCUGGCAGUUCCAAGGCACCAUGCCUAGCAGAGACCCGUUCGGUAGCAUCGCUUCCGAUGUGGAGCUCUGGAGUGGGUCGGAAGACUUCCUUUACCCUGACGGCCGCCUUAUUUCUUUGCCACAUGGGUGCUACAUGCCUGUGGCCCAGAGCAGAAGGGACGGGCCUCACACCUGGGGCUCGGUUCCGAGAAAGCUCCUGGUUAGUGCCGUGAACGGCGUGGUAAUCAAGUUUUCUGUGAUGCAAGUGUGCAAUCGGGCUGAGAUCACCGACAUUUUGGCGAAUUGGGAUCAGGUCCUGCAGGUGCGCAGUUGUUGGGAUCAUGAGUUGGCAUUGCGAAUUGGUCUCGUGUUGCCUGACGCAGUCCUUGGACCGAGUACAAGCUUACACUGCUGCUCGUGCAAACGAGACGGCGACACAGCGCUUCGGGCUGCAGUUAUAGCUGCUGUCCGGACGAGAGGCUUUGAGCCAGAGAGGGUGACGGAGAGCGCGCCCGAGGCUAACGGAGGCAUGCAAGGUCCACCUCUGUUCGGUGACAGUGCAGAGGCCAUUCAAUGGGCGAAAGUGCAGAGGAAGUCGCCGAGGCGGAGGGAGAUACGAGGACUGUUGCCCGACUUUGAACCGAAGGAGCCGCGCCAGCAGGAGGCGGAUCAUAGUGCCGAUGCUGAUGUUUCAGCUCUUUCAAAGAACGGCCGAGCUGCCCCGCAGCUGCUCCUCGAGCGGUUUGAGCAACAUCUCGCAAAGGAGGCAAGGCAGCAGCGGCUCGAAGGGGUCCUGCGGGGCUGGCGAGAGGCAUGCACUCGAAGACGCACAGAAGACAGUCACAAGGAGGGCAAGGCCUGGGUGGAUCGCAUCACAGUGUCCUUGGAGAUGCAGCGUGAAACAGUGUCGAGGCUCCACAGGCAACGACGAGAUCGCUGCGAGAACGCCCUGCGCUCUUGGCAGGAGGUUCAGCGGCAGCUGCUGAUCAGCAACGUGUUCAGCGCAUGGUCAGCUGCAGUGGAACACACCCGUGUGAGCGCACGGGAGCUGGCACAUCUCAGCCAGGAAGAGGAAGUUCAAAAACUGCGCAGUGAGCUGGAAUCAUCACGAGCUGCCAAAGAGACGGCCGAGGCCCUUGCAGCUCAGCAUUCCUCCAUCGCUGCAGAAGUAGAGGCGAAGGCGGCAGCGGCGUGCGCAGAGGCAGCGGCAGCCAGAGCCGAAGCUGCGAGCCUGCGAGCGACGGCCGAAGAGACCUCGGCAGAGCUGCUGACUGCGAGAUCGCAGUUGAAGGAAGCGCAGCGGGAUCUCUCCGAGGCUGAAGAGAAGGUCACUGCGGUUCAAGAAGCUUGCAAGACUGCCCUUGAGCAGCAGGCAGAUGCUGAGAAACAGCUUCUGCGAUUUCGAGAAGCUUCUUCCAGGGAAACUGCGUCCGAAUCGCACAGGCUACUAACAGAUUUAACAAUCAAGUUGGCACAAGUGGAGGCCGACGCGGCCGAAGCGAGGAGUCAGGCAAGCAAAAGCACUGCCGAGAUGCAGCAUUUGCAGUCUGCAUUCGCCGAUGCUCGACGUGAACUGGAAGUUGUAUACAGCCUACUCUCGAACUCGGAAGUGGUUCAUCAAGAUGCUAUGAGACAUUUGAAAGGAACCAUCAGGGACCGUGAGCUUGCGAUGGCACACCUGCGUCACCUCCUGGAAAGAUUACGUGAGCCACCUGUUCCGGUAAAGGAGGAUGAGGACCUGAAGCGGAAGCAGACAGCUGACACUCCCUCGGCCAGCACACCCGGAAUUCAAUCCUGCUUGAGUUUGCCGAGCCUGUCCUCGGUUUCGUCGCCUCAGAGCGUGCGCACGGUCAAGAGCAAGCCUACGCCCAAAGAGAUCGAAGAUCGGAAAAAAAGGUGGAGUGCCAACUGGCACUAG